AACGUGAGUCCUUCAAGUUGAAACUGCAUCUUUCACAUGGAUCGCUGCAAAUACCGCAAGCAAACCGUAAGCCGCAAAUAGGAUAUAUUGCUGGUCGCGCCUUUUCACAGAGUUGUUCGCUUAUACAUAGUGUCCCCGCCUUAGGCGCGUGUGCGUUGCCCUCCAGCUUUCCUAUCAGAAGGACUCAAGGACCAGAAGAACCUUAGCUGUUCAUUCACCUUCAAAGUUUAGAAGCGACCAGCAAAGAUGGAGAUCCUUCAGGUCCUUGAAAACUACUUGUGGACCUGUCUCUUCCAAGUUUCUACGACGCUCCAUGGAAUCCUCCCAUACUCUGUCCAAAUUCUUUUACAACACUUGCUGAGCACUUUGGGCAUCGUGACGUAUGUCUCCUCGAUACUUUCUGCACCUCCUAGCUUUCCGAGUUCUGGUAAUGGUCUCUGGUAUACUGCACCUGGGAUGAUAUGGACUGAGGAAUGGCUACCCAUUGGCAAUGGAUACUUGGGUGCGAUGCUACCUGGCGGUACUAGCCAAGAGGCCACACAGCUCAACAUCGAGUCCCUAUGGUCGGGAGGUCCCUUCCAGGACCCCUCGUACAAUGGAGGCAAUCACUUGCCUUCCCAGCAGGCUCGAAUAGCCGAGAAUAUGCAGAGCAUCCGCGGAGCUAUAUUUUCCAGUUCUACAGGGACAAUUGACAAUAUCGACGAGAUCAUGACACCUUCCGGCACAUAUGGUUCAUACGCCAGCGCGGGGCACUUGCUCGCAACAUUGAAUUCAAGCGGCUCGAUCUCGAAUUACGCAAGGUGGUUGGACCUGGAUGAAGGCGUGUCUCGCACCACCUGGUCUGAUGGAAGCACUACUUUUCUCCGGGAAUCCUUCUGCUCUCAUCCGCUCCAAGCAUGCGUACAAUACCUGAACAGCACGACUUCUCACGUGCUUCCAGCUCUUACUUACGCAUACACUGUUGCCGCAGUCGACGGCCUCCCAGCACCGAAUGUUACCUGCCUGGAUGACACAACGCUGAGUAUUAGGAACUAUGUCUCCAUCCCCGGGAUGCUCUAUGAGAUUCUCGUGCAGGCGCAGGCACCUGGCGGAUUGGUCUCUUGCUCUGCGGUGCCCGGGUCGAUUCCGCCCAAUGCUACAUUGACCGUUGUGGGUGCAUCUGAGGCGUGGGGACCAGAUCCACACAAUAAUCUCGUCACAUUGCUUUCAUCCGCUAAUCUUACAUCUUAUGCUGAGAUGCUGAAUGGGCACAUUAAAGACUAUACCUCCAUCGUUACCCGUUUCUCACUUUCCCUGGGACAGACUCCGGAUCUGAAUACCCCCACAGAUCAAAUUCUUGCUGGAUAUCAGACUUCCGUUGGGAACGCUUACUUGGAAUGGGUCCUAUUCAACUAUGGAAGAUAUCUCCUAGCUAGCAGCGCUAGAGGCACCCUGCCCGCAAAUUUACAGGGUAUAUGGGCUGAUGGGUAUUCGAACCCUUGGGGCGCUGACUCCAAUAUCAACAUCCAAAUGAACUAUUGGCCCGCCGAAAUGACGAAUCUAGAUGUGACUCAGUCACUCUUUGACUAUAUUCAGAAUACGUGGGGACCCCGUGGCGCGUACACCGCUCAGGUUCUGUACAACAUCAGCGAGGGAUUUGUAACACACGGUGAAAUGAAUAUCUUCGGCCAUACGGGUAUGAAGCUUGGCGGGAACUCUGCUCAAUGGGCCAAUUAUCCAGAAUCUAAUGCUUGGAUGAUGAUACAUGCAUGGGAUCAUUUUGAUCAUACCAAUGACGUACAAUGGUGGAAGACGCAAGGAUGGCCGUUAGUCAAGUCUGUUGCCAGCUUUCAUCUAGAGAAGCUCAUCGAGGACCUGUACUUCAACGAUCUGACCCUAGUUACCGCACCGUGCAAUUCGCCGGAGCAGGUCCCUAUUACUCUCGGUUGUGCACAUGCCCAGCAGCUGAUCUGGCAGCUCUUCAAUGCAAUCGAGAAUGGUUUCGAGGCAGCCGGUGAUACAGACACCGCCUUUCUGGAUGCAAUUAUUUCCAAACGGCAGCAGAUGGACAAAGGGCUGCGUAUCGGACGGUGGGGUCAACUGCAAGAGUGGAAAGUCGACAUGGAUACGCCGGAUGAUACCCAUAGGCAUCUUAGCCAUCUGAUUGGCCUAUAUCCCGGUUAUGCAAUAGCAUCUUAUUCUCCUGUGUUCCAAGGUGGUCUGAUUGUCAACGGGACCUUCAUGAAUUAUACCAAGGAACAACUUUUGAACGCCGCGGAGACCAGUCUAAUUCAUAGAGGCAUUGGAAGGGGCCCUGACGCGGAUGCAGGAUGGGAGAAAAUUUGGAGGGCUGCUGCUUGGGCUCAGCUCGCCAACGAGACUGAAUUCUACAAGGAGCUUACUCAUGCCAUCGAGACAAAUUUUGCGCCCAACCUCUUUGACCUGUACACAUCUGGUGGAAUCUUCCAGAUCGAUGCAAACUUGGGGUAUCCUGCCGCUGUUUUGAAUGCACUGCUGCAAGCACCCGACGUUCAGAAUAUCAAGGUUCCACUCCAGGUUACGCUUCUACCUGCUCUUCCGCCCACAUGGUCGGCUGGCGAAAUGAGAGGCGCGCGCAUACGUGGUGGGAUCACUCUCGACCUUGCGUGGAACGAAGGUAAACCAACGACAGCAACUUUUACUGUCGAUCAGGACAUUGCAGGGCGAGAGAGAGAUGUGUUGGUGAACUAUGGUGGGAAAGUCGUAGCAGAGUUUAGGAGCAAUGGGGGAUAUACCCAAACUGUUUCUUCGUUUUGAGAGUCCAACGAACGAAGUGGAGAAUUCUUUGAUCCUCUUUAUAGUUAGAGUCAUGUUAGUCAAUUACCUGCGUAGCAUUAAUGGGGUAGUGGUAACCUGGGUCGUUGCCAUCGACCCGCCGGGGGUUCGAUUCCCUCUUAAUGCAUAGUCCGGA
Messenger RNA from Suillus paluster, 2929 nucleotides. RefSeq names its product glycoside hydrolase family 95 protein. The coding region runs from base 247 to 2775 and encodes 842 amino acids. NCBI's taxonomy places the organism in Eukaryota, Fungi, Basidiomycota, Agaricomycetes, Boletales, Suillaceae. Gene Ontology annotation, biological process: carbohydrate metabolic process. Gene Ontology annotation, molecular function: alpha-L-fucosidase activity. The record is from RefSeq and is a predicted model, not a curated record. The transcript has 19 exons.